UCGACACGACCUCUUGUGUCUGUCCCCUCUUUCCCACAAAAAACCGAACAACUCAGCAGCAAAGCGCGUUUUGGAUUGCAGCAACAGUUUGAGUGCAUUAUUAUUUGUAGUAGAAGCAUAGAUCGAAGAUGAUAAGCGACAAUAUUGACAACAGUGAUCACCAUGUUACCGCGCUGCUUCGUUCAGUGGCGUUGAAGGGAGGAGGCCCCUCUUCACGGUUGCAACCUGCGCUCCUCCGACGUGCCUCCUCCAACGAGCCUGAUAACUUGGCGAAAGCGCUCAAAGAGAAUAAUGCCAACGACAAUGCCCCUCAGUCUCUGGCGGUGACCUGUCUCUGCCAUGAGCAUAUCAUUCAAGAGGAAUACCUCCAAGACUUUCUCCGCUGGUCCAACCAUCAGACCGUGCCUCUUCUGCCCAAGGUAACGCACGACUGUCCGCUCAUGCCAACCAGCGUUACUCUGAAGGACGUGGGGAUUCAGUGCAUCACCGAGAGCAUUGCCAAUUGCCUGCAUCGACUCCACGAUAGGAACAUUCUGUUUGCCUACAAGGCCGACCCGGACCAUGCGGGUAGAAUCGAGAUUUGCAGCAUGCAGUGCAAGCUCAAGUUUGUCAUUCAGCUAUGGCAACGACCGCAACUCGAGGGACCUUCGGCGGUCGUUGUGGAACUGCAGCGCCGACGUGGUUGCCCUAUCUUCAUGCAUCACCUAAGGCGCCCUUUGUUCAAAGCUCUCAAAGCCCUCAGCAAGGAACCCUUGAAGAGGACACUGUCCUGUCCAAGCCUCGCCCAGAACCUCGAUAGUUUGGAUGCACCAAACCACGGGCAAGCAGAAGACCUCGCGGCUUCACGGCGAAGCUCUUUGGGACAUCCCCCAGUGAGAUUUCCGCCGCCGCUACGAGUAAACUUUUCAUAACUCUCUUGUUAACAAUACUACUAGACUAGUACAGUGUCUACAGUACGGUAGUACCUAAUACCUAUGAAACAACGCAAUGCCUUGCGCCACCA
This is a messenger RNA of Seminavis robusta, 1003 nucleotides long. The record is from the annotation of a GenBank genome assembly. NCBI's taxonomy places the organism in Eukaryota, Bacillariophyta, Bacillariophyceae, Naviculales, Naviculaceae.